AUGUUUUAUGAAGCAUUUUUAGCCGGCAUAUGGGCUUCAGUCGGUAGUACUUUCGGAAAACUAUCAGGAACCGCCAGUAUUGUAGGUGAUAGUUAUAUCAUAUGGGGGGCGUUACUGGUGACUAUGGUGCUGGCCAACACGUGGGGCUGCCGACAUUAUCUCCGCUCACUUGACGCCGCCACCAACUCCGCAGCACCCACCGUCAUAUCUGCCGGCUCCAGUUAUGUGCUAUCGGGUGUGAUAGGUAUAACGCUGUUUGAAGAAGCUUCGUCCAUGACAUGGUGGGCUGGCGCAAUGUUGAUCGUAUUCGGACUGGCCUUGGUUGCUCAGCCGAGGACGAAGAAAAAAGAACAAUGA
This is a messenger RNA of Spodoptera littoralis (African cotton leafworm), 357 nucleotides long. Lineage: Eukaryota; Metazoa; Arthropoda; Insecta; Lepidoptera; Noctuidae. The record is from the annotation of a GenBank genome assembly.